AUAUUACAAACUUUUGCUGACGUCUGCAAAAAAGGAAAGAGAAUCGUAUUGUCUCACUCAAAGCUAGCUAGACUAGACGUAGACUAGACACCCUCCCCUGUAUGUAAUGGAUCGUUACUUCCCUGUGUAUGAGGGCCGUGUGGCUGUGGCCAGCUUUAUCCUCUCUGUGUCUUCCCUACUGGUUCUAGCAGUGAAUGUCCAACCUCUUGUCGCUGCCAUUGUCGAAUCGAUUUGUUUGGCUCUACUGGCUCUGUUCUAUUCCAAACACAUUGUGAAAGUUGUUCUUGUAUCUUACGCUCUUGGAGUCGUAUUUGCGUUUGGAAUUUUAAUUGCUUUGAGCGGAAAAUCUUACGCGUUUUUGGGAGUGUACCUAAUGUCUUUGACAUUCUUUCAUUUGUCCGAGUACGUCACAACGUCUAUAUUCAAUGCACACACUCUGAGUGUCAAUUCCUUCCUCAUCAAUCAUAGCAGGGAGUACAUCAUAGCUGCCGUUGUAAGCUGGAUCGAAUACGGAGUAGAGUACUAUUUCUUCCCUCAACUCAAAUCCAUGAAAAUCGUGUGCAUAGUUGGUACUUUAUUGGUUGUUUUUGGCGAGUCAUUACGGAAGAUAUCAAUGUUUACAGCUGCCUCCAACUUCACCCAUAUCGUGCAAUACAGAAAAAGAGACUCCCACGAGUUAGUCACCUCUGGUGUGUACAGUGUAUUUCGACAUCCAUCUUAUGUGGGCUGGUUCUAUUGGAGUGUCGGCACUCAAGUUCUUUUAUGUAAUCCUGUGAGUCUGAUCGGAUAUGCUGCAGCUUCGUGGAUGUUUUUCAAUGAGAGAAUUUUUGAUGAAGAAAAGACAUUGAUACAGUUUUUCAAAGAAGAUUACGUGCAGUAUAAGAAAACUGUUGGCACUGGAAUUCCUGGAAUUCCUGGGUUUCCACUAGAGAAGGUGCCAUGGUUACUAAAACUGACAACUGGUAGCAAUUAGAUUAGAGCUUUUUCAUUGAACUUUGACUUUGUACAGUUAGAAAUGCGUAUACAUGACUUGUAUAAUUAGAAAUAAUCAUAGCUAUAAUUAUA
Messenger RNA from Halichondria panicea, 1065 nucleotides. Its product is annotated as protein-S-isoprenylcysteine O-methyltransferase-like. The coding region runs from base 107 to 973 and encodes 288 amino acids. The record is from RefSeq and is a predicted model, not a curated record. Gene Ontology annotation, biological process: C-terminal protein methylation. Gene Ontology annotation, molecular function: protein C-terminal S-isoprenylcysteine carboxyl O-methyltransferase activity. NCBI's taxonomy places the organism in Eukaryota, Metazoa, Porifera, Demospongiae, Suberitida, Halichondriidae. Gene Ontology annotation, cellular component: endoplasmic reticulum; membrane. The transcript has a single exon.